This is a messenger RNA of Leguminivora glycinivorella, 2229 nucleotides long. RefSeq names its product glycerol kinase (gene Gk1). NCBI's taxonomy places the organism in Eukaryota, Metazoa, Arthropoda, Insecta, Lepidoptera, Tortricidae. Gene Ontology annotation, biological process: glycerol-3-phosphate biosynthetic process; glycerol metabolic process; triglyceride metabolic process. The record is from RefSeq and is a predicted model, not a curated record. The transcript has 8 exons. Gene Ontology annotation, molecular function: glycerol kinase activity. Gene Ontology annotation, cellular component: mitochondrion. Bases 272 to 1816 code for a protein of 514 amino acids.
AUUUGUCUCCUUCAAGUUAUUUUCUUGUGUAACAUUUGAAUGGAUCAAGUGAGCAACAAAGAAGUGCUUUUUGUUAUGAGGAUAAAUGCAGUUCGAUAGAAAUUAUAGUCAGUCAGUGUCUUAACAAAAGGAUUUCAAUUAUAAUAAUUGUGUUAUCUGUUAUAAUAUCUUGUUAGAAUUAAUUUUGUGAUAAUCCUCGCGUGCAUUAGAUAAGAAUCAUCCGGUAUUACUGAUCCUUUUGAAACUACUUUGAUUGAAAACCGGGGUGAAGAUGAGUGAAUAUGGAAAAUUUGGGCCUCUCGUCGGCGCCAUUGACGAGGGCACCUCUAGCGCAAGAUUUAUUAUUUUCAAAGCUAAUUCUUCGGAAGUCAUUGCGUUGCAUCAAAAGUCUUUGGAUCAGCAUUUCCCUCAGGAAGGAUGGGUAGAACAAGACCCUAUGGCCAUUUUGGAAGUUGUGACAACAUGCGUAGAAAAAGCUAUUGAGAAACUAGAAGCUAUGGGCGGAAGAGCUAAGGAUAUAUUAGCAGUGGGUGUGACAAAUCAGCGAGAAACUACAAUAGUAUGGGAUCGUAAUACAGGAAAACCCCUCUACAAUGCUAUAGUGUGGCUCGACAUGAGAACAACAGCCACUAUAGACAAACUCCUGGAUACUGUACCUAACAAGACAAGAAAUCAAAACUAUCUUAAGCCGCUUUGUGGGUUACCGCUGUCCCCAUAUUUCAGUGCUGUGAAGCUAAGGUGGCUCAUUGACAAUGUGGACUCAGUGAAGCAGGCUAUGAAGAAUGGUACAUGCUGCUUUGGUACUGUGGAUACUUGGAUUAUUUGGAAUUUGACAGGCGGACCCAAUGGAGGAAAACAUGUAACUGACGUGUCAAAUGCCUCAAGAACAAUGCUCAUGAAUAUCGAGAACUUGAAGUGGGAUCCGUUGCUAUUGAAGUUUUUUGAAAUUACAAGUCCUGUCUUGCCUGAGAUUAAAUCGAGUUCAGAGGUAUAUGGAUAUAUAUCUGAUGGACCACUCAAGGACAUUCCAAUAUCGGGCUGCUUGGGCGAUCAGCAAGCUGCUUUAGUAGGUCAAAUGUGCUUACAGAGAGGUCAAGCGAAAGCUACAUAUGGCACUGGGUGCUUUGUGCUGUACAACACGGGUGACAUUCGAGUCAACUCCAGUAGAGGUUUGCUAACUACUGUUGCUUUUCAGUUGGGUAGCAAAAACCCACCUGUUUAUGCACUAGAAGGUUCGGUCGCUAUAGCCGGCGCUGCGUUGGGAUGGUUGAAAGAUAAUAUAGGGUUGUUGGAGAGUGCUAAGGACUCACAGGAACUUGCAGAGAACGCAUCUGAAAACGGUAGUGUUGUAUUUGUACCUGCGUUUAGCGGAUUGUAUGCGCCAUAUUGGAGACAGGAUGCUAGAGGGGUGAUCUGCGGGAUUACGGAAGACACAAAUUCAUCACACAUAAUCAAAGCAGCUCUUGAAGCAGUCUGCUACCAAGUCAGGGACAUUUUGGACGCCAUGAACGAGGACUGUGGUAUACCUCUACAAUUGCUAAAGGUCGACGGCGGUAUGACGUCAAAUUCACUGGUCAUGCAAAUGCAGGCUGAUUUAAUUGGCAUCAACGUUAUCCGAGCAGGCUUUACUGAGAGCACCGCAUUGGGCGCAGCGCAAGUCGCCUAUUGGGGAGUCGACGCUUCUAAAACAGUCACACCGAUACCUAUGACCGAUGGUACCACCUAUGUUCCACGUAUUACAGACGACGAACGUGACAUGAGGUAUAAACAAUGGAAAAUGGCAGUUGAGAGGUCUUUAGGAUGGGACCAAAAUUAGUAUUAGAUUGAAAUCCAAAAAUGAUAUUUUUGUGAUAAAAUACUGUUCGUGUAAUUUUUUACACAUUGUUGAAAGUUAUAUUGAUAUAUGAAUUAGUUAGAUAUCGCCUUAUUAAGUGACUGUAGGCAUAUUUUAUAAACCAGUUUAUAUUUUAUAAACCAGAUAUAAAUAUAUAAAGUUAAAGUAAAUCAGUUGACCGUGACGUCACUCAAUUCGAUUAGGCGAUAGGCAUACAUUUGCAAUAAAAUAACGUAGGUAAAAUAUUGGGCAAGUAAGCAGAGUUCAAAUGUAAUUGAAAUAAAGUAAAAUCCAUAAUCCUACGGACCAAAUUGACAAGUAAGUGUGAACGAAUGUUGCCACAGUUUGGCCAGUGUCGUUCUUAUCGAUAUUAAAAUUAUUAUUACAUCGUAGAU